CAGAAAAUAGAACAUCAAUCUAAUCGGGGCUAUUGCUCAAUUUGACCACCUAGGGCUGGAGCAGGAAAAACACACAUUUGUGUUUGGGAUCCACAGGCAGGAGUUGAGCGAUUCGAAAGGUUCUCGGCCAUCCAGGGUAUGUUCACAGACAACUUACAGUCAUUUAAUUGCAGGUUUCUGUAAACAGACUGAAGAUUUCAAAUUGCUUUUUAGAAUCGUGACCCCCCUGCCCUGUUUUCUGAGGAAAUAAAAGCAGAAGCAUUAAAGCCGCCUGCUGGAAAUUCAAAGUGUCAGUGGAGCCGAGGCUCAACAGUUAUUUAAAGGUAAUCUCUGACUUCACAGGCAUAACAUUGAGCCGUUCAGAAUAACAAAGAUUGGGUUGAUGAAAUCGAUGAAACUUUGGUAUCUUUAGAGUGUUUUCACUUCUCAAAAGAGAGACGAAAAGAAAAAUACCAGGUGAUGAUCUUCGAACAGCUUUAAUUUCUAGUCACCUUAAAAGCGGGUGCCCUGCGGAACUCUCCUACAGUUUUCAGGUCGCGUGGGAGAAAUGAGGGUGAGCCAUAACUUCACCCAAGCCCCAGGAAAUGGCAGCAGUAUCUGCAGCAGAGAUUACAAAAUCACUCAAGUUCUCUUCCCUGUGCUCUACACCGUUCUGUUUUUCGUAGGCAUCGUCAUGAACGGCCUCGCCAUGCGGAUUUUCUUUCAAAUCCCCAGUAAGUCUAACUUUAUCAUUUUCCUCAAGAACACGGUCAUUUCAGACCUCUUCAUGAUCCUGACCUUCCCCUUCAAAAUCCUGAGUGAUGCCAAACUGGGCCCAGGGCCCCUGAGAACGUUUGUCUGCCAGGUGACCUCUGUGAUAUUUUACUUCACGAUGUACAUCAGCAUUUCAUUCCUCGGUUUGAUCACCAUUGAUCGUUACCAGAAAACCACCAGACCGUUCAAAGCUGCAGGCCUCAACAACCUCCUGGGGACCAAGAUUCUCUCUGUCGUCAUCUGGGCAUUCAUGUUUCUUCUCUCCCUGCCGAACAUGAUUCUGACCAACAAUAAGCCACUCCGGGCGAACGUGAAGAAAUGUUCCUUCCUCAAGUCGGAGUUCGGGUUAGUGUGGCAUGAAAUCGUCAAUUAUGUCUGCCAGGUCAUCUUCUGGAUCAAUCUGGUCAUCAUAAUUGUCUGUUAUGUUCUCAUCACGAAAGAGCUGUACAGGUCGUACGUCAGGACCAGGGGGGUGGGGAAAGUGCCCAGGAAAACUGUCAACAUGAAAGUGUUCAUUGUGAUUGCCGUGUUCUUCACUUGCUUUGUGCCGUUUCAUUUUGCCCGAAUUCCCUACACCCUCAGCCAAACCAGAGAUGAUGUUUUUGACUGCUCUGCUGAGAAUACCUUAUUUUAUAUUAAAGAGAGCACUUUAUGGCUCACGUCCUUAAAUGCCUGUUUAGACCCAUUCAUAUAUUUUUUCCUUUGCAAGUCCUUUAGAAAUUCCUUGAAGGCUAUGCUGAAGCGCCCAAAUGAUUUGACAUUUUCCCAUGAGGAGAUGAAGAAUAAAAGACAAGAGAGCAGCACCCCGAGUGAAGAGACUCCUAUAUAGAGUUUCGAGCAUUACAGAGGCACUUCUAUCUGUCUUUAUCUGAAUCCUUGGAGAAAGACACUCUAUGAAUACCGCUGUCAGAAUUCCCUGGGAAACUGGGAAGCUGACUUAAACAUUCCACCACCUGUUAGGAAAAAUUAAGAACAAAUGGAAAACUAUAACUUUUUAGGCUAUACAUUUUGAGAAUUUAAGAUACUUAACAUGUAGGGAAAGUACAUUAGAGUUGGUAACAAACUAUAACUUCCAAAUAGCUAUUUGUUCAUUAUACAGAGUAUAUAUGUAUACAUAUACAUAUAUAACUAUAUGCAUACAUACAUAUGCAUAUAAACAUAUAUAGGAACAACUUUGGCGAAGUUGUAGUAAACUGCAUGUGUUGCCUGUUUUUAUUUUAAAAGUGUAUUCUGACUGGCUCUAUUAGGGCAUAAGGCUCAGGCUUACUUAAAUAACUUAAUAAGAAUCUACAUAGAUAUAGCUAAUUUACUAACUCAGCUUCUGUUCCAAUUGACCAAGUACUUUUUUAAUGAAUUCCAUUUCAUUUCCUUUUAAUAGGUGUAGCAAAGAAAGCAUAAUUAAGAGUCCUAACAUUUUACAGUCAGCACUUUAUUGGAAUUCACACUACAUAGUCUGAUAAUUAUUAGGAGUCUUUGUUUUUUAAAUAAUCUUACGGAAAGUUUUUCUCCUUGAAAUGAGUACAGAUGAAGAAGACAACAUAAAAAGGGUGGCCCUUUCUAUGGCAGUAGAGACCUAAUACCUUAUAAUUCAGGCAUAAUGGCUAGUUCAAAGUACUUGGGCAUUAUUUAUGUCUAUUAACUAUUUUGACUUCAACUGAAUUUGUUAGGAAAACACUAUUAUGGGUACUGAAAAGUGAGUGAUGAGUCAGAUUAAGAACCUUUCUUUAUAAUGACAUCAUGGGAUAACAAUCUUCAAAAAAUACACUUGUGCUUUUCAAGGGUAGCAAGAAUUGCAUUAGCAUAAGUCAUCAUAUUUUCACCUUUACAAAAACAUUUAUGCAGUUCUCUUUAUUGUAAGCUCCUUGUGGGCAGGGAACAUGUCUACCAAUUCUGUUUUUACUAUAGUAAGCGUUUAGUACAAUGCUGUGCACAGGGUAAGCACUCAGUCAAUAAUGAGUGAAUUAUUGACAUUUCAGAAAAGAAGGAAAGUAUCUCCUCAGAUGGAGAUCCAGGUAGAAUCUCAAGACUUUUAUACUGUACACAGACUUCAACAAUGUUGGUACCAAAAGAAUUCCAAUUUCUAACCCCAGUAAAAAAUAUAUUCUAAUGUGUCCUCAUACUACAGGCAUCAGCCCACUACCAUAUUUAUUCACAUAGUUGGCCCACUUCCUUGCAUAUUUUUUUAAAGCCAAAGGUAAGGAGAGACUCUCACAUGAGAAUUAAGCCUAGCAAAUGCAAGGAGCAGGGGCAAAAAAAGGAGAGGAAUAAAAGGAGGGUAGGAGGAAGAUAAAAGUAAGAGGAUACUUGAGACUGAAUCCCAUUCUCCUGUUGCACUCUCACAAAAGCUGCACGUAGGAUAAAUUUUGGUAAGCCUCUUCUCUGCCCUCCUUGUCCUCUUCAUACACCGGGACACAACUGUUUUAAAAAAGUAACUCCCCUUUCCCACCCAAACCUGUCUCUUGACAUUACCAUGCCUUGACCCUUCCCUUUUUCCUACCCCAGAGCAUGCAUGUCUUAAAGAACUUCCCUUUGGCAAUACCAUGUUCCAACCUUUCCCUCUUCCUAAGCAGAAAUGUGUCCCAAGCAUUGCUUACCAUCAACAGUAUGUAGGAGGACCAAAAAAAUCAUAUUUCUUCAUUACAAAUCAAAAGGGGUGGGGAGGGUUAUUCAGUGGUAGCAAUUAGGCUAGUAAAUUUUGUCUGCUUCUUAAGACCUCUAACCUCAUCCUUAAAGUCAUUUAAAAAUAAAUGAGUAAUUUUAUUAUUCUAGCCCUGUACAUAUGAACAUUUGUACGAAAAGCUAAAGCAUAUUGUAACAUCAAAGGAAAAGUGUGUUCGCCAGGUGAGAGAAUACAUCUUACAUAGCAAAUUUCUGCGACAGAAUAAUUAACUAUGUAGUUCUGAAGCUAAAAGUUGGUAUCUUAGAACUUUGCUUAAAUGCAAAGAUGGGGAGUGGUCACACACAUUUUACUUUUUGAUGUGUCCAAAAGACUUUGAUUUCUUACAUAGAGAUCAUACCCAUCACAAAGUACGAAGCUAAAUUUCAGUAUUCCAUAGAGGGCAGACCACUAACUAUGUAGUGGGUGGUGAACAAUAAAUUGCAGUAAUUUAGACACAAAACCCUUUGGGGUCAGAGAGAAACCCAUUAGUUAAUGGGAAAUUUACAUGGAGCCUCUGAAUCUCUUGGUAUGCCUAAAUCUCCUAGGGAUCAUAACUCUGCUCACCAAUAGAAGAAUUUCCAGGAAGAGUUAAAAGAUAAAAAAUGCAAUUAAUUGUUGAGAUACUUUUACUAAUGCUCUGCAAAAUUGUGACUACAUAAACUGAUGCUGUUGCUCUUCAUUAAAGGAAUCAAAACCCUCA
Ornithorhynchus anatinus (platypus) is the source of this 4112-nucleotide messenger RNA. RefSeq names its product purinergic receptor P2Y12 (gene P2RY12). Gene Ontology annotation, cellular component: membrane. Lineage: Eukaryota; Metazoa; Chordata; Mammalia; Monotremata; Ornithorhynchidae. Gene Ontology annotation, biological process: G protein-coupled receptor signaling pathway; blood coagulation. The record is from RefSeq and is a predicted model, not a curated record. Gene Ontology annotation, molecular function: G protein-coupled purinergic nucleotide receptor activity. The coding region runs from base 548 to 1582 and encodes 344 amino acids. The transcript has 3 exons.